GUACAAUUUCUUCCUCGAGAGCUGUGGACAUUUUCUAUCCUCUAUUUUCAUAAAUGCAUCCAUCUCGACUGAAGGCCUACUCGAUCUGUGACAGGGACAUUAUCGGGAUUUGAACCUGACCUGACGGACCAAGUCGAUUGUAUUGUCUCGUACCAUCAUAUCUACCGAAACAGACUACCGAGAACGUUUAAAUGAUCCUUAGACCUGAUGAGUUUUAGGAAGAAUCAAACAAUCAUCCAGCGAAAUUCCAAUCGGCCACCUUGCGAAUCUGAAGAUAAGGAGGGAGCGAGGUCCAGACACUGCGUCCAGGGACCGAGGUUAAGGGUGCGAAUGACUCCCCGCAAGCCUCGCUUAGUGGCCCCGCCCCCGCAUCUUAAAAGCAGGAUAGGCAAUGGGGAUAGUCGGGGAGAUCGUCUUGGCUCAAUUGGUCUGGGGUCUUGGAAAUGCUUAUGAGAAUGUCAUUGGUUCUCCCCCAGAAGACAGGAGCCACAUCCCGUAUUCACGCCUGCUUCGGCCAGCUGUUCGGCAGUUCUGGGCCUUCUGCAGGAACCGCAUCCCUUGCAUUGAAACAACGGGUAUAAG
Messenger RNA from Aspergillus caelatus, 582 nucleotides. RefSeq lists its product as uncharacterized. The transcript has a single exon. The record is from RefSeq and is a predicted model, not a curated record. The coding region runs from base 208 to 453 and encodes 81 amino acids. NCBI's taxonomy places the organism in Eukaryota, Fungi, Ascomycota, Eurotiomycetes, Eurotiales, Aspergillaceae.